CAAUAGGCCACAUAGCAAAUAAAGGAAACAAACAACAUACGAAGAGAGAGAGAGAGAGAGAGAGAGAGAGAGAGAUCCAAGGGACAGAGAAGAAGAAACUAGAGAGUCAGCGUGUGAGAGGGGAACAGGCCGAUCUCGCAGCUUCUGAGAGUUUCCCAAUUUAUCCAUGAAAGUUUAUAAAUUUGAGUACAUAGAUAGAAGGUGGAGGCGUAGAUGCAUGUCUCGGGUCUUUUCCUCGAUCCCUCUUGGGUCUUGCAGCUCGUGUUCACUGCGUUUCUAUUUGUUCUCGGGUUUUUGCACCUGGUGAAGAAUACAGCAUCCAAGUAUUUCGUCGUCGACGCGAAUUUCGACGGAGGGGGAGGAGGUGGUGGAGUCGUGGCAACGGGUGACGGCAGCCUGGGCACUGGCGAGGAGAUGCUCGCCGUUGAUGGCGGUGGUCAGUUAUGCGCCAUGUGCGGCAAUUCGGCCAGAAAGAAGUGUUCUGGCUGCAAGACUGUUCGAUAUUGCUCUGAAACUUGUCAGAGGGAACAUUGGAACAAAAUUCACAAACACAAAUGCAAGGAACUAAAAUCAGCUGGCAAUGUAGCUUUGAAGCCACACAGUGGUAGUUUCGAGAGAAGGACUUCCAGCCAUGGAGGUAAAUUAAAUGGUCCAGCUUCAAUGGAUCCUGGCAAUGAAACCUGCAAAGCGCUUCAGCAGUCAAAGAAGGUUCUGUUUCCAUAUGAUGAAUUUGUGAAACUUUUCAGCUGGGACAAGCUGGGUUUCCCCCCAUGUGGCCUUCUAAAUUGUGGAAACAGCUGCUUUGCAAAUGUGGUUCUGCAGUGUCUUGGAUUUACACGGCCCCUUGUUGCUUACUUGUUGGAGAAAGGCCAUAGGAGAGAAUGCAGGCGGAAUGACUGGUGCUUCUUAUGUGAACUUCAAACUCAUGUUGAAAGAGCAAGCCAAAGUUUGCAUCCAUUUUCACCAAUCAAUAUUCUAUCCCGGCUACCUAAUAUUGGUGGUAACCUUGGUUAUGGAAAGCAGGAGGAUGCACAUGAAUUCAUGAGGUUUGCUAUUGAUACAAUGCAGUCAGUAUGCCUUGACAAAUUUGGGGGAGAAAAGGUUCUCCCUCCUAGCUCUCAAGAGACGACCCUUAUUCAACAUAUAUUUGGUGGCCACCUCCAGUCUGAGGUGAUAUGUACACAAUGCAAUAAGAUCUCAAAUCGGUGUGAAAAUAUGAUGGACUUAACUGUUGAAAUUCAUGGCGACGCAACAUCUCUGGAGGAGUGCCUAGAUCAAUUCACUGUCAAGGAGUGGCUUGAUGGGGAAAAUAUGUAUAAAUGUGAUGGGUGUAAUGAGUAUGUCAAGGCAUGGAAACGUCUUACCAUUCACCAGGCUCCAAAUAUUCUCACCAUUGCUCUUAAAAGAUUUCAGAGUGGGAGGUUUGGGAAAUUGAACAAGAAAGUUACCUUCCCUGAGACUCUUGACCUUGGUCCAUACAUGAAUGAAGCAAGAGGUGGUGCUGAUUUAUAUAGGCUUUAUGCCGUUGUUGUUCAUGUGGACAUGCUGAAUGCAUCAUUUUUUGGCCAUUACAUUUGCUAUGUCAAGGAUUUUCGUGGAAAGUGGUACCGGGUUGAUGACUGUAAGGUCAUGACUGUAGAAUUGGAUGAGGUACUUUCCCAGGGAGCUUAUAUGCUAUUAUAUAGCAGGAUUUGUGUGCGACCAACAUUUGUCAAGCCCCUGGAAUCUUCAACAAAUGAGUUGCAGCUGGUGGAAGAGCCCCCAGAAAGAAAGCCACCAUGUUCACAACCAAUUGAUUCCUUAGUCAUUCCUGGGUCUAUUGAUUCUGUUGGUGGUAAUGGCUGCCAAUUUUCUGAUGUUCCACACUCAGAGGAUUUGAAUCCAGAAGAAGAAUCAUCUAUUGGUGUUCAUCCAGAACCUGCAAAAGAACACCCACAGGAUAUGGAUGUGGAUUGUCCUGAUUCAGGUUCUUUGCGUUUGAAGAAUAUUGAAGGUUGCUGCAGUAACGACUCUAUCCCAACAGAAGCAGCUUCUGUUGAAUUCUUGCAGGAAGGGUUUUCAGAGGAUAUGAAUUUGGAUAAUCCUGAUUCAGUUUCGAUGGGUCUGAAAAAUGUCCAUGGUCACAGCAGUAAAUGCUUUCCAGCAGAAAUUGGUGCUCCCGAUGAAUUUGUGCAGGGAGGAUAUCCACAAUUGGCUUCUAUAUGGGAAGCAUCAUCAUCAAUUCAGGUUCAUAGUUUGGAAAAUGGAAUGCCCAACAGUAUUUCUGGCCUGGGGUCCAAUUGUGAGGAUGGGCAUGGAGUGAGUAAUUACAGCAAUUGUUUUGUGUCAUUUGAAUCUUCAAAUGAAGAUUUGUGCAGUCAGAAAGAUGUCUGUGCAACAUCUCAGCCUCCUGAUGCUUCUUCGGUUAUUGGAAUUUUGGGCACAAAUGAUCCUGCUAGAUCUCAAUCAUUGACAAACACUAAUGAAGAUAAUGUAGUAACAGUCGAGUCAGAGAAAUGUUCUCAUGAAUCCUUGGAACCUAAAGCUUCAAAAUUGGCUAGGGACAAUUCUUGUUGCAGAGAAAAAUCGAAGCCACUUUUCCCCCCUGGUUUUCUUAACAAUGACACCAGUAUCAAGUCCCUGAAAAAAGGCCUGAAAGCCAUAAUUGGAUGCAAUGAAGUUAAUCCUCUUUGUACCAUUGAAAGAAAGUGCAGUGGUCUUUCUAAUCAAAGCACUGUCGAGGUUAAUAGUAGUUCAGAGUUUUUUAGCCAAUUGACAUCUAUUUCUUCUGAGAAACAACUUGAAUGUUCGAACAAGGAUGAGAUGGUAAAUAAAGAAGUAGGUGAGGUUGGAAAUCUCUUGAAUGGAAGCUGCAACGGAGACACUUUGUCUGGUUUUUCUGAUGCCGGCUGCAAUACAGGGCAGGGGGUGUUCUGUGAAAAUAGCAGUGAUAUUUUGGAUUACAAUAUGCUACCACAAGGGCCAGCGAAAAACCCUGGAAUAAAAUUGACUCCAUUGUUUUCUCUUGGUUUUCUGGACAAAGGCACCAGAAAAAGGUAUCCAAAUCGAGAUGAGAAAACUUCAUCGGAACUUGAAAUUGGUCCUUCCUGCAAGUAUGACGUUAACUGCAAUGGACUUGCUAAACCUGCUUCUUCUCAUCAAAUCACUGGCGAGGUCAAAGACAAUGAUACAAUAUUUUUAGAUCGCAGUGACCUGGUAACAUCACCUAGUCUUGUCAAGAAACAACCUAAUGAACAUCUAAAUAUGGAUGAAAUGGCCCAUAAACAGUGUGAAGUUGGCAAUCCUCACAACUACAAUGGAUAUGCUGAAUCUACUAUUUCUUAUGAGCAGUGGAGAAAUGCUAAUCAUUGUGAUCCAGGACAGAAGAUAGUUUAUGAGAACAAUGAGCAGGUUAAAGAUCACAGAGUGAUUUCAUCCCAAACCAAGGCAGCUUUGAAGCCAAUAUUAACUCCUGGUUUCCUAAAUAGAAAUGAAUCUUUGAAUGGUAAUGGGAACACCCAUAGAAAACCUGUUACAGCAGGUUCUUGCAAGGUUAAUACCAACUGCAAUGGAUUUGUUGAAAAUGGCUUUCUUCAUCAAAGCAGUGGAAAGGUUAACAAUCAUGCUGAAAAUUCCCCAGAUUGUGAUAUUUUAUUAGCAUCUUCUAGUUUGGUUGACACUCAAAAUGAGAAGUGUUUGAGUAAGGGUGAGAAGGCCAACAAAGGACUAGGUGAAGCUGGUAAUGAUUGCAACAAUUAUUGCAAUGGUGGUAAUGAAUUGCUUCUUCCUAAAGAGAAGAAUGGUAGCAACAUCCGUGGCUUUGAUUCAGGACAAAUGGCACUCUCCAGGAAAGGAGAGGACUGGCCAAUGGAUGACAGUAUGCAAUUACUUUUUCCAUGUCUUGGCAAGCCACUAGGAAAGAAUUCCUCAAAUGGAGAUAGGAAAUUCCAAGAUCUUGGUGAAACUAUUCAUCAUAAGGUAGAAGCAAAUUGCAAUAGAUUGGUUGAUGGGUGAAUUGUAACCCUGUCAAAAAUGGCAGAAGAUUUCUGGUUAGAUUUUGCAGGAAUCCAUUGAUUUAUUUCACCUUGGUUAAUUUAUCAUGUUUUUCUUGAAAAACCUCCAAGGAAGCUCAUAACCACAAGUGGUAAUUUCCCAAAAGAGGCAUGGUUAGUGGUUCCUUGGGAGUGAAGAUGGCCCCUUCAACUCAGCUUUUUAACAAUGGAAGGGAAAUAACUACCAGAGGCAUAGAAACAAGUGAAUUAAGAGCUGAUCAAUUGAGCAAACAGAAUUAGUAGUGUUGUUUCGGAUAUUGGGUCCAAGACCAGUAGAAACAGGUAGCUGCUGUCUGGUUGUUGUUUGAUUAUACACUUAGCUGCAUUCUUUCAUCUUCCAUUUCAAUAUUUUUGCAUGGUUCCACCAUUAAGAAAUGGUGGAUUGGGAGAUUUAUAUGGGUUUCCAUUAUUUGUAGAAAUCUGUUAAGCUCCUCUGCCAUGUUUAACUGAACAGCAUAUUUCUAAAGCAAAAAAAAGAAAAAAAAAUGCCAGUGUUUUUAAAUCGAUCUACAUUAUAUUUUUUACUCGUUUUCUAAUCUGUUGUGUGUGCAUUUGUAUUGGGUGGAAUUUGGGAGAAGUGGGAUAGGAUUUUCCCCAAAAACGCUGCUUGCAUGUAAAGACUGAGUGGUGAAUUUGGGUAUGGGAGAGUUUUAACCUAAAUUCCCUGGUCAGAAGUGUUUCGUGGCCUAGGUGCUUCCUUGUUGUGUGGUCAAU
Molecule: messenger RNA, 4745 nt
Organism: Nelumbo nucifera (sacred lotus)
Lineage: Eukaryota; Viridiplantae; Streptophyta; Magnoliopsida; Proteales; Nelumbonaceae
Biological process (GO): protein deubiquitination
Cellular component (GO): nucleus; cytosol
Molecular function (GO): cysteine-type deubiquitinase activity
Source: RefSeq, a predicted model, not a curated record